AAUUGUCAUUAUUUGUUUAGUAAUUAUUGGUGUUCAAUGACAGUUUAGUGCUUCAAUAUUUUUGGUAUUCGUGGAUGUUUUAAUUAUUGCUUAGAUUUAAUUCGAAGUAGAAAUGGAGUUACUAAGUGUAAAACAAAAAAUUGAAAUACUUAUGAUGAUUGGGUAUGGAGACAGAUCGCGAACUCAGAUGGAAGUGUGCAAUUUGAUUAAUAAUAAAUGUCCAUAAGGGCGUUCAACAGUCAGUAAGAUCGAAAAGAAAUUUAGAGAAACUGGUACGGUUGAAAAUGUACGCAAUUCAGGUCUUCCCUCUGCAAAUGCUGAUACAGCAUUAGAUGUUUUACCGAGUUUUGAAGAAGAUGCGCACGCUUCUGUGCGUAGUUAGUCGCGAUAUCGAUCGGUGUUAUCUGUGGGUGUUAGCAAAACAACGGUAAACAAAACAAACUAUUGACGUUUGAAAAAUGGCAUACUUAUAAAAUCAAACUGUUGCAAGAAUUAAACGAAGAUGAUUCCGAUAGAAGAAUCCAAUUUUGCGAAGAAAUUAUGGAUAAAUGUCACCGAGACCCCCACUUGAUACAAAACAUAAUUUUUUUUGAUGAGGCCCCCACUGGAUGCGUGAGCAUCAUACACAAUACCCCCAAAAGCAGACGUAAUCCUGGAGGUUUUGAUGAAAGUUUAUGGUUUCAACAGGAUUGUGCACCUUCACAUUAUGCUGCAGAUGUUAGGAGGUACCUAGAUGGAAUUUUUCCGAAUAUGUGGAUUGGUAGACGUGAACCUACUGAAUGGCCAGCGAGGUCACCAGAUUUCAAUCCUUUGGAUUAUUUUAUAUGGGCCCAUCUGAAGAAUGUUGUUUAUAAAACGAAACCAGCAAAUAUUGAAGAAUUUAAAGAGAGAAUUCAAACAGAAAUAAACAAUAUUACUCAAGAAACCAUACACAAGUUUCAGGAUUAUUUCUUAAAAUGGUCUGUUUAGCUAAAAAUGAAUUUGUUCCAUACUUUACGGACACAGAAGUUACUGAAUAAAUCUUGAAUGUUU
Molecule: messenger RNA, 1032 nt
Organism: Harmonia axyridis
Lineage: Eukaryota; Metazoa; Arthropoda; Insecta; Coleoptera; Coccinellidae
Exons: 2
Coding region: 541-969 (142 amino acids)
Molecular function (GO): nucleic acid binding
Source: RefSeq, a predicted model, not a curated record